Molecule: messenger RNA, 2171 nt
Organism: Candoia aspera
Lineage: Eukaryota; Metazoa; Chordata; Lepidosauria; Squamata; Candoiidae
Gene: FASTKD2
Product: FAST kinase domains 2
Exons: 11
Coding region: 42-2033 (663 amino acids)
Biological process (GO): regulation of mitochondrial mRNA stability; mitochondrial RNA processing
Cellular component (GO): mitochondrial matrix; ribonucleoprotein granule
Molecular function (GO): RNA binding
Source: RefSeq, a predicted model, not a curated record
AGAUAAGUUUUCGAAGCAAGACAUUGUAAAGAGACAGCAAGAUGAAUAGGAAACUGGAUUAUUUUAUAAGGUCAAUGAGAUGGCUACAGGCAUGUCACAAUGCAAGACCUUUUCCUAGAAAUGAAAUCAGAACAACUGCAUUUGGGAUUAGUGGGUAUAAAAGUUCUGUACAAAAUAUUCAACAUCUGUUGUAUGUUCCUUCUUGCUGGCUUCAUUCUUCUAUUUCAACUUGUUCUCAAAAUACAUACGUUUAUGUUGGGAGCAGUGGUGCAAAUGAACAGACAAUAGCUAAUGACCUUGAGCAUGAGGAGAGCUCCAAACUCACUCAAGUGAAUUCCUCAGAGGAAGUUAGAAAUACCACUGAAGAAAAGGAUGGAUUUAACAUGUCCCAGCAAUUUUUCAGUGACCUUCAAAAGUGUGUAUCUCCCUGUGAUGUACUAGACCUAGCUGCAAGAAGUCCAGUCUCUUCAAAGUAUGUCAGUAACUGUUUUUCAGCUAUGUGGAUGCUAAAAAAAAAAACACUUAAAAGUCAGAACUAUGAUGAGACAAAGCUGGUGCUUGAACACCCUCAGUUUCAACAGCUCUGCCAAUGCGUGAUGGAUGAGGCAAAGUACAUGGAUAGCAAUGAUUUGGCAUACAGUCUGCUUGCUGUGGUAAAAUUAGGAGUUCCACAAAAUACCCGGUUGGUUCAGACAUUACUGAGGACUUGUCAGGAACGUCUCAAUGAAUUUAAUGAUCGAUGUAUCUCAGUUGUUGCAAACACUUUGAAAGACAUGGAAAAAGGCAAGAAUGUGGAAGCUCUUCAGUUUGGACUACAGUUACUUUUGGAAGAGAAGGUCCACAAAAUAUCAAACGUGUUUAUAUUGCAAACCAUAAUGCGCAGUAUUGGGAAGGAUGUACCACUGAAACUUAAGAGAAAUUUGGAGAACAAGAUAUUGAGUCUGAUGGGUGAAUUUACAGUUCCAAAUGCUUUUCAAAUGUUCACUGUACUGGGUGAAAUGGAUUAUCUCUCUGUUGCCAUCCUGAAUGCUUGUAGUAAGACAGUAAUAGAAAACCUUGAAGGAACUCCAUUUUUGAAGCUGCUGAAUGUUUUGAAAAUUGGCAGACAGUUAAGGUACCAAAACAGGAUACUUUAUUCUGCAUUAGCUGAUUAUGUUGCAUCAGUCUUCUAUACGUGGAACAGAAAUGAGGUAAUUCUGUUACUUUCAGCCUUUGAAAACCUUGGUGUUCAUCCAGUCAAACUGAUGGAUAAAUUUCUUGAGGAAGUGAUGCUUCACCCUGAAUCCUUGAACCUGAAGGAGGUUAUAAUUAUUCUGCGAGCCUAUUCUAAUCUCAAUCACCUCCCCAGUGGCCAAAACCAGGAGUUUCUUGACAAUCUGAAUAGUAUCUUGAAUAAACAUCUACAUGAGAUUGCUGAUAUGGAUUUACUAAGAACUAUAUAUUCAUUCUGCCUUUGUGGAUAUCUUCCCCAACUUGCUCUUAAUCAACUGCUUCAAGAGGAAAUCCUCAAUGAUCUGGUAGAAUCAGGACGAAAUCAAAAUAUGUUGUCUGUAAUAAAUGUUUGCCUAGAACUUGAUGGAAAUUCUUCCAUGAAGUCGACAAUUUUAUCAGAGAAAGUGUCAUCUUUACCAAAGAAAAUACUUGAUUUUAGUCAUCCUGAAGUGCAGGAAGCCCUGCUUAGGCUUUUGGGAAAUGAGAAUUUGUUUCAAUCAAAUGUACAGUUGACUCAAGGAUACAGCUUAGAUUUUGAAAUCUUAAUAGAUACAAACCGACAAAUAGCACUGACAAGCACAGAAGCAGAUCAGCUGAGAGAUGAGUCCAACCUCAAAAGGAUAGCAGUGCUGUGCCCAUCUACAAGUGCUUUCUCUAUCCCCUCAGGACACCCAAAGGGCAAGUUGGCAAUGAAGAUAAGACAUCUAAAUCAACUGGGAUACCAAGUUAUAUUGGUUUUUUACAAGGAACUCCAAAAGCUGGACAAAGAUGAGGCAGUUUUGUUCUUCAAAAGACAAAUAUUUUUGGCAGAAAACAUUUAGCAUCUGAGUAAAAUACUCAAGAUGGCUGUGACUUUUCUGGGAGCAAGUCCCGUUGAGUUCAGUGAGGUUUGGGUCUUGAAUAUUAAAUUGUAGUAAUUGCAGUAAAACAUCUCUGAAUAAGAUUCCUUAAUAAUCCUG